Molecule: messenger RNA, 498 nt
Organism: Eucalyptus grandis
Lineage: Eukaryota; Viridiplantae; Streptophyta; Magnoliopsida; Myrtales; Myrtaceae
Product: probable E3 ubiquitin-protein ligase RHA1A
Exons: 1
Coding region: 1-498 (165 amino acids)
Biological process (GO): protein ubiquitination
Molecular function (GO): ubiquitin protein ligase activity
Source: RefSeq, a predicted model, not a curated record
AUGGAUGUCCUGUGUCAACUCAAGCUCGCGCUCGUCACAGCCCUCGCUCAUCUGGGCCUGCUCAAACCUUAUAAUCGAGAGGAACAAGAAGAAGAAGAAGAAGAAGGAGAGGAAGGAGAAGUUAUCCCCGACCCCAUUAUCAUCAUGGACGGCUUGUCGCCGUCGUUUGUCCAAGUCCCGGUCCAGACCCUGACGGCCAUGAUCAAGAGCCAAGUCCCCGUCGUCGAGUACGCGAGGUUCCUGGAGAGGCGUGGCUGCAGAGGAGAGGGCGACGGCGGCGGCGGAGGAGGGUGCGCGGUGUGCCUGAGCAGCAUCGAGGGGAGGGACGAGGUCAGGGAGCUGAGCAGCUGCUCGCACGCGUUCCACAGGGAGUGCUUGGAUCGCUGGGUGGACCAUAAUCAGGUGACUUGUCCCGUCUGUCGGUCUCUGCUCUUGCCCUCUAAUUGGGAUAGAACAGUAACUUCUUGUUUUCCCAGGGAAGAUGAUGGUGGAAUUUGA